Molecule: messenger RNA, 898 nt
Organism: Coccidioides posadasii C735 delta SOWgp
Lineage: Eukaryota; Fungi; Ascomycota; Eurotiomycetes; Onygenales; Onygenaceae
Biological process (GO): mitophagy
Molecular function (GO): mitochondrion autophagosome adaptor activity
Source: RefSeq, a predicted model, not a curated record
CGCAAAGAAAACUUACGCAAAAUGUCCGACCGUAUGCGGCAGGUCGCUGAAUCGUUUCAGACAUCGUCUAUAAACCAGCACUCUCCGUCCUCGCACCACGAGACGACGUCGCCCUUCUCUGCUUCCCACCGACGACACCAUGAGAACACACUGGAACGCGUCCCGUCUGAUGCGGAAAGUCUGUCAACGGGGAUUGUCGACCCUAGCCGGAUGGUGAAAAGCCACCACCAUCGGGCAACUCUGCCUCCCUUGCCAGAAUUACGAUUUGAGCAGAGCUAUCUCGCGAGCAUCAGCGGAGCAGAGAGUUGGGGCCGGAUUGCCUGGAUCACCGUUCGAGACCAGGUCCUGUUGCCUCUGAUGCAAGGCACGCUUUGGACGCUUGCGCUCUGUGGCUGGAAAUACUGGCACCGCGGAGCCCAAUCCAGUGGCAGGACAGUCGGAUUCACAAUUCGGCGGUGGUGGUGGAAGUUGAACGGCUGGGAUAUGUCAAGGCUCUGAGCCGGAUCGAGCUCUACUCCUUCACGUACAGCGCCUUAUGACGGCUAUACCGCACCGUCUGAUAAAUGAGAGCAUGGGAGCACAGUGAAAAGCGGACGCGCGUCCUCCCAGCCUGACACUGGCACUGUCCGUCCACAAACUAGCCGCGCCAUGAUACGGUAUGGGUUACUCGGUAACAGGAGGUGCAAAAAUGCAAUACAUAUAGCCUGGCAAAUAUCCCCAAGGGCUGGGUUCAGCGGUGAACCUCAGUGUGGCUGAGAGAAACCAAUUGCGGGUUGUUAACUACGCAAUCAUGCUACUUGGCCUAAUCGGCCGGGAUUCGAAUCUUUUUUGGCUCAAGAAGUGCGUACAGAGUCCGGAACGGCGCUUUAUCCGCUUCCCUUCCAGUAUUCCACAUAGA